Komagataella phaffii GS115 is the source of this 2808-nucleotide messenger RNA. Its product is annotated as Essential nuclear protein with a possible role in the osmoregulatory glycerol response. The transcript has a single exon. Gene Ontology annotation, biological process: ribosomal small subunit biogenesis. Gene Ontology annotation, cellular component: nucleolus. Gene Ontology annotation, molecular function: RNA binding; protein binding. The coding region runs from base 1 to 2808 and encodes 935 amino acids. Lineage: Eukaryota; Fungi; Ascomycota; Pichiomycetes; Pichiales; Pichiaceae. The record is from RefSeq and is a predicted model, not a curated record.
AUGAAUCGACACGAGAUCAGAUUGCCCGGUAGUUUGCUGGAUCAGAUUCGGUCAAAUGAAGAGAGCUCAGUGAAUGGAUCAGACGUUCGGGAUUUUACAAGCAAAAGAAAACGCCCUCAAGUCAAUAGAAAGGAUAAGAGAAGACAGCUUAGACAGGAUAAAAAAGAGAAACACAAACAAAAACAGAGAUCUGCAAAAGCAAACAGUCAAAGGUCAAAGAAGGUCGAUGAAGCGGAAACACUGCUGAAGAGCAGUUUAAAGGCAAAGUCUGAGAAUACAGAAAAGACCAAAAGUGUCAAAUUUGCAGACUUUGAUUCCGAUUCAAGCGUUUCAGAUGCAGCUGAUCUCUCUACUGAUAGCAGUCCACUAGAAAAAUUAAAGGCACUCAAGGCUGAAAAGAAUAUUAGUGGGCAAUCUACUGAAAGGGUCGUCAAUUUAAGUGAUCUGAGCGAUGAUGAGGUAUCUGAUUUAGGCGAUAGCUCUAAAGAGGAAGCUGAGGAAGAAAAUUUGAUUAAUGAUGAUGGGGAGGAGGAAGAAGACCCUUUGGCCCAAUUGGCAGCUUUGAAGGGCAAAUCCAGAUCAACUAAAACUACGAAAAGCACGGAGAGAAUCAUUUCUCUCAGCGAUUUGAGUGAUGAUGAGGUUUCUGACUUGGAUGGAGAUGAAGAUGAAGAUGAAGAUGGAGAUGAUGAAGAAGUCGAUGAAGAUCAACUAGAGCACUACGAAGAAGAAGAAGAAGAAGAAGAAGAAGAAGGAGACACGAACCAGAAGAAACAUAAAUCAAAGUCAAAAAAUGAAACCGUUCGCAUAUUGUCCCCUCAUGAAAGAGCCCUAAUAGAAAAGGAAGAAGAAGAAAUGAAGUACUACGCAAGGAAGCUUGGUCUUAAAGCUGAUUCUAAACUAAACAAGAAUGACGAAAAUGAUGCCAUCGGUGGAUUGCUAGACGGACUGGAUACCAUAUUUGAUGGCAGUCAAGAACAAAGUUCAGGAUCCGCUAGUGAAGAGCAGGAUGGUGAUGAUGAAGAAUUUGAUUCUGAUGAACGAAGGGAGUUGGCAGAAAUGGAAAAAAUUGAAACAUCCGAUAGUGCAGCAGAUUCAGACUCGGAUGAAGGCCCCCGAGUCAAAGAAAAUCCAUUUGUUGCACCUGUCUCCCAGUCAUCAAAAUACGUCCCCCCUGCCUUAAGACGAAAACAAACUCAAGACUCAGAACAAGUCCAAAAAAUCAUCAAACAGGUUAAAGGCCCGUUAAAUAAACUUACAGAGCAAAACAUGAUGACUAUAGUCAGUCAAUUACAACUUCUGUACAAUGAUAAUCCCAGGCAGGUUGUCACUGAGGUGAUUACAGACGUUAUUCUCAAAACUAUCAUGACGCCUGGGCGUUUACUGGAUGGAUUUGUACUGGUAUACAGUGGUUUAGUGAGCGCCAUUUAUAGAAAUAGGUAUGAGUUUGGUACUCAUAUCAUUCAGGUUGCUAUCACGAAGUUGGAGGAAUUUUUUCAGGGGACGUUAUCAGUUGAAAGCAAAGAAAUUGUUAACCUGACUUCAUUCAUUGGUUUUUUGUACAAUUUUAAUGUUUUUGGUUGUAAGCUCAUUUAUGACAUAAUCAGGGAAAGAUUAGUGACAGAUUCCAAUGAAGUGAAAGUUGAGCUUCUUCUGAAGCUCAUAAGAUGCUGCGGAUCCAAGUUGCGUUCUGAUGACAUCAGUUUAUUAAAAGAUAUACUCGAGCUUUUGAAUAAAGAUUUUGUCAACUCUAAGCAGUCUACAAGAGCAAAGUUCCUGAUUGAAACGAUGACCAAUUUGAAGAAUAAUAAAUUAAAGGGUUUUGAUGUCGAAAAUACUGCGCAAAUGAUUGUUCGGAUCAAAAAGGUACUACCUAUAGGGAAGAUAGUUGAACCUAUCCAGGUUUCGUUUGAUGAUAUAUUGCAUGUUGAAGACAGAGGUAAGUGGUGGUUAAUUGGAUCAGCUUGGAAAGGUACAGAUUCUACCUCAGUUGAAGGAGAUGAAACGCAAACAGAGAAGACAGUUGGGAAAUUUCAAGUCAAUGAUAGCUCAGACUUCAUGGUAGAUAGUGAACCUAACUGGCAAGAACUCGCUCGAACUCAGAGAAUGAAUACUGAUGUCAGAAGAGCCAUUUUCAUUAGCAUCGUUUCAGCCGAAGAUUAUGUUAAUGCGUUUGAAAAACUGGAAAAGCUCCGGCUCAAGAGACAACAGCAAAAGGAAAUACCCCAAAUCCUACUGCACUGUGUUACUAUGGAAGAUACAUACAAUCCAUUUUACGGAUUCCUUGCUAAAAAACUGUGUGAAGACCAUAUGAUGAGGAAAUCUUUUCAAUUCACUCUUUGGGACAUCCUUAAGGAUUUUGAGUCCCAUGAUGAUAAGGAUAAUGAUAGCGACACGGGAUUGGCAUUUUCUUUUCAUAAUGACGAGGAAAACAUAAACGAGGAGACUCAACUAAAGAGAGUAUUGAAUUUAGGACGUUUCUUUGGUUUUCUGUUCGGCCAAUCGUCAUUAGCCUUGCAUUUAUUGCGAAACGUCAACUUUUUGACUACUUUGGCAACUACCACUCUGUUUUUGGAAAUCAUGUUCAUUACUUUCCUAGAUCAACUAUGCCUGAAGAAGGAUCUACAAAAGCUGCAACAGGCGCUACAAAAUUGUAACGAACAACCAUUGCUAUUGAAAGGUCUCAAGUACUUUCUACCGGAAAAAGUCCAGAACAGUCAAUUAACCAAGGGAAGGAAACAGAAAGAAAGGAUUAAUUGGGGAGUGGAAAGAUGCGAAGAGAUUAUUGAUCAGUUACUCCCUGAAUGA